UUAUGUGUCUGCCUAACCUGAAAUUGAACGUUCAAGAAAAAGAAGCUUGAAGCUAAUUAUUAAUAGCAAGGGCCAUGUGGUAUCCCUGACUUGGACUACAGUAGUAAAACAGCCUGUGUUAAAGUCCAAAAAGCAACACUGAAAGAAGCGUACAGAGUUCCAUUUGAAGUCAGUUGACCAUAUGUACCAUGGAGAUUCCAGUCUUUAUAGUUGACGCCUUCACCAGUUUGCCAUUCAAGGGUAACCCGGCUGCUGUUUGUCUUUUAAAACAUCUGAGUGAUGAAUUGUAUCAGACGGUAGCGGCUGAGAUGAACUUGUCAGAAACCGUCUUCGUCACUGCAAUCAAUUCUGAGGAUUUCACAAAAGGGUCGAGGUUCCGGCUUCGUUGGUUCACACCCACCAAUGAGGUCAACCUGUGUGGUCACGCGACCUUGGCCUCUGCUGCUGUGCUCUUCCACCAUAAAAAAAAUGUGAAUUCUGCUGUGGUGUUUGAGACCAAGAGUGGAGAUCUGUCUGUUGUCCAGCAGGGAGAGGACUUGGUGAUGGAUUUUCCUCUCAACCCACCCACUAAACAGGAUCCAGAUGAUUUUCGACACCUGAUCAAGGUUGCAGUAGGAGACCACCCAGUCAAGGAUGUUUAUCUGAGUUCUACCACUAAGAAACUGCUACUUCGACUGGCUGAUACUUGUGACAGGUCAGUGCUCACAAGUCUGACAGUCAACCCCGCAGCCCUUCUAAGCAGCGACACCAGCGGGAGAGUCAAAGGUCUCAUAGUCACCCUGAAAGGAUCUCCAGACGGUCAGCCAGGAUACGACUUCUACUCCAGAUAUUUUUCCCCAUGGAACGGAAUACCAGAGGAUCCUGUCUGUGGUUCUGCACACACUGUUCUAGGUAGCUACUGGUCAAAGGAACUAGGAAAGAGGAAAAUGCUAGCGUUCCAGUGCUCCAGUCGAGGUGGAGAGCUGGACCUGGAGGUGAGAGAUGACGGAAGGCUCAACAUAGCGGGAAAGAGCUUCACUGUGCUGCGGGGAACAAUCACACUGUAGUCACCACUGAAAAAAGAGAAAAGUUCACAUAUUCAUCACAAGUUUUAUUAGCUGCAAAGGUCACACAUACAAAAAUAAAAAUGCAAUACUUAAAAUGACAAAACAAGAAAAAGUUGAUGGAAGGUGUUAAUAAAUACGUUUGAGGAAUCACAUUUGAUCCAAGAAAUUAAAGUCAGCUUAGUUUCUCACCAUUAGAUUGGAUAUUUUACGUAAUUGUUAUUUCAUAUAUAUAUCUCCAAGACUCACAUUGUCACAAUAGGAGGCAGAGUUUUACAUUAAUCUUCACAGCAAAGCAUUUUGUGGCUACCCUAGCAUAUAAGCUCCCUCAAAUGUAUUCAAGUAUGACUUUUAGCAGAUGAUCCAAUGAAUAAAACGCAACA
Doryrhamphus excisus (bluestripe pipefish) is the source of this 1426-nucleotide messenger RNA. NCBI's taxonomy places the organism in Eukaryota, Metazoa, Chordata, Actinopteri, Syngnathiformes, Syngnathidae. The record is from RefSeq and is a predicted model, not a curated record.